GUCCCACACUAAAAUCCUACUUGCAACCAACCUGCAUAUCACCAGACUUCGUUCCUUGGCCCACCUGGGUAACGUACCAACUGGAUCAUCACGCAUGCCUGCACACUCGUCAACAAGGAUUAAGCUUAUGCCCGCUUGCAGUUUUUAUAAGUAACCAGUACCUAGCCUCGGCCCCGCUUCUUUGUCUCAUCUUCAAAAUGUCUCAAAUUCGCGACGCACUUAUUCAGACAGCAAACAGCUACAUAGCCGGCUUCAACACAAAUACUGCCGAAGGGGUCGUAGCCUGCCGCACCGCAGACUGCAAACAAAUUAUCUGCCCGUCCAACGUCCCUCCGCCGUGGAGCAGCCCACCGAGGACCAACCAGGAAUACCAGGACUUUGUCGUGCCCGGAUUUAAGCAGAUACGGAAUCUCAAGAUCAAAUUUGCUGAGGGUGAGGACAUGAUUGUGGAUGAGGUGUCACGCAAGGUCAUGCUGCAUCUCACGUCGACCGGAGAGACGGACUUUGGACCUUACACCAAUGAGUACAUGAUUGUGCUCAAGAUGACCGAGGAUGGGACGCAGAUCAGGGAGAUUGUGGAGUUUAUUGAUAGUGCGACCUGUCGGGAUAUCGCCACGGCCAUGGCUCAGCAUGCUAGACCAGAGUGAAGAUGCGACUUGGGGCCCGGUAGAGAUAUUGGUGAGUUCCGGCUGACUUUGACUUGAACGGUCGAGAUCUUCAUUGGAGUGGCGCCUAGAGGCAUUUAUGCUAGUCAAUCAUCAGAUCAUUCCAAAGUCA
Molecule: messenger RNA, 777 nt
Organism: Diaporthe batatas
Lineage: Eukaryota; Fungi; Ascomycota; Sordariomycetes; Diaporthales; Diaporthaceae
Exons: 2
Coding region: 198-647 (149 amino acids)
Source: RefSeq, a predicted model, not a curated record